Messenger RNA from Opisthorchis viverrini, 615 nucleotides. RefSeq lists its product as hypothetical. The record is from RefSeq and is a predicted model, not a curated record. NCBI's taxonomy places the organism in Eukaryota, Metazoa, Platyhelminthes, Trematoda, Opisthorchiida, Opisthorchiidae. Bases 1 to 615 code for a protein of 204 amino acids. The transcript has 4 exons.
AUGAAGGUGAUUACGAAGAUUCUGUGUACUGUUAGUGGGGCUCACCUCCCAAGGUGGGGACCGCUUGAUCCCUACUGCUCCCGGCUGGAGACAGUGGUGUUCUUGUUGUCAGUUUCUAUCCAGGUUCGUGUUUCGAACCCGACUUCUGCCUCUCGACUUCCCCUGUCUAGGCUUGGGCAGCGUGGCACUAUCCCAGCCCUCGUGCUUCCUUCAGGUGGCAUGGCAUCUAGGCACCGAAAGAGUGCUACAGUUGAACGACUACAAAAGUGGUCGCGACACAAAAUAGGUAUAGUGAACAUGCCCAACUCAAAGUGGCGGAAGCAGAGAGGUGGCCAACCCUUGACACGGAAGAGGAGUAUGAAGGGGAUUACGAAAAGUUUGGGUGCUGUCGGUGCUACCCGCCUAUCAGGAUGGGGACCGCAUGAUACCUACUGCGCCUGGUUGGAGACGCUCCAAGAUAUGGCUACCAACCGAUGUCAGUGGCGAUCUUGUUGUCAGUUUUUAUCCAGAUUGUUUGAGCUUUCACAUGAAUCGUGGUUGUACGGCAGUGAAGUAUCGGUGGCUAACACUGAUGUGGUACCACCGAUGUUGCUGAUGAUGACGAAGUCAUCAUGA